Messenger RNA from Carlito syrichta (Philippine tarsier), 4943 nucleotides. It is a transcript of the gene CEMIP2, whose product is annotated as transmembrane protein 2. Lineage: Eukaryota; Metazoa; Chordata; Mammalia; Primates; Tarsiidae. The record is from RefSeq and is a predicted model, not a curated record. The transcript is spliced from 23 exons. Bases 9 to 4160 code for a protein of 1383 amino acids.
AGUGUAUCAUGUAUGCCACAGAUUCCAGGGGACACUCCCCUGCUUUCCUCCAGCCUCAGAAUGGAAACAGCCAUCACUCGUCUGGUUAUGUCCCAGGGAAGGUUGUCCCAAUGCGUCCCCCUCCUCCUCCAAAGAGCCAAGCUUCAGCCAAAUUUACCUCCAUCAGACAAGAAGCCCGGGCAACCUUUGCAUUCUCACCCGAAGAACAACAAGUCCAGAGGGAAAGCCACAAGCAGAAGAGACACAAAAAUACCUUCAUUUGCUUUGCUAUUACUAGUUUCUCAUUUUUUCUUGCACUUGCAGUCAUUUUAGGAAUAUCCUCAAAAUAUGCUCCAGAUGAGAAUUGCCCAGAUCAAAAUCCCCGUCUCAAGAGCUGGGACCCAGGACAAGAUUCUACAAAACAAGUUGUUAUCAAGGAGGGAGAUAUGUUCCAUCUGACCUCAGAUGCCACGGUGAAUUCUAUAGUCAUUCGGGAUGGAGGGAUGCUUGUAUUUGGGGACAAUAAAGAUGGAUCCAGAAACAUUACUUUGAGGACUCGUUAUAUCCUGAUCCAGGAUGGUGGGGCGCUUCAUAUUGGAGCAGAAAAAUGCCGCUAUAAAUCCAAAGCGACAAUUGCCUUGUAUGGCAAGUCAGAUGAAGGUGACAGUAUGCCAACAUUUGGCAAAAAGUUUAUUGGUGUGGAAGCUGGUGGGACACUGGAAUUACACGGGACACGGAAGACAUCGUGGACGUUGCUGGCGAGGACUCUGCAUUCCUCAGGCUUGCCCUUUGGGGCCUAUGUCUUUGAAAAGGACUUUUCCCGGGGCCUUAAUGUGAGGCUCAUUGACCAAGACACAGCCAAAAUUUUGGAAAGUGUGAGGUUUGAUACGCAUGAAUACCACAAUGAGAGCAGGCGACUUGAGGAAUUUCUGAGGAUCCAGGAUCCAGGCCGGAUUGUUGCUAUAGCCGUCGGAGAUUCUGCUGCCAAAAGCCUCUUAGAAGGAACGAUCCAGAUGAUCCAGGACCGAUUAGGAAGUAAGCUGAUCCAAGGACUGGGCUACAGGCAAGCCUGGGCUUUAGUUGGCGUCAUUGAUGGUGGAAGCACAUCUUGCAAUGAAUCUGUGAGAAACUAUGAAAAUCACAGUAGUGGUGGGAAGGCUCUUGCCCAAAGAAAAUUUUAUACUGUGGAUGGUCAGAAGUUCUCUGUGACAGCUUACAGUGAAUGGAUUGAAGGCGUUUCUCUUUCAGGUUUCCGGGUAGAGGUUGUGGACGGAGUCAAACUUCACCUGCUGGAUGAUGUUAGUAGCUGGAAACCUGGAGACCAGAUUGUGGUCGCAAGCACAGACUAUUCUAUGUACCAAGCAGAGGAAUUCACUCUUCUUCCCUGUCCCGAAUGCAGCCGUUUUCAGGUCAAAGUCAAAGAAACCCCUCAGUUCCUACACAUGGGUGAGAUCAUAGAUGGUAUAGACAUGAGAGCUGAGGUUGGAAUUCUCACCCGGAAUGUUGUUAUCCAAGGAGAAGUGGAAGACUCAUGCUACGCAGAAAAUUUGUGCCAAUUUUUUGAUUAUGACACCUUUGGAGGACACAUUAUGAUCAAGAAAAAUUUUACCUCCGUCCAUCUUUCUUAUGUGGAAUUGAGACGCAUGGGUCAGCAGCAGCUGGGGCGCUAUCCUGUUCAUUUUCACCUGUGUGGCGAUGUGGAUUAUAAAGGAGGGUACAGACAUACAACAUUUGUGGAUGGCCUGUCUAUUCAUCAUAGCUUCUCAAGGUGCAUCACUGUGCAUGGGACAAACGGCUUGCUUAUAAAAGACACCAUUGGAUUUGACACACUUGGUCAUUGUUUCUUUUUGGAAGAUGGUAUUGAACAGAGAAAUACUUUGUUCCACAAUCUGGGACUCCUCACCAAACCAGGCACUCUCCUCCCUACUGAUAGGAACAACUCCAUGUGUACCACCAUGCGGGAAAAAGUGUUUGGAAAUUACGUCCCUGUGCCUUCCACUGACUGUAUGGCUGUUUCAACUUUCUGGAUUGCUCAUCCCAACAAUAAUCUGAUUGAUAAUGCAGCUGCAGGCUCACAGGAUGCUGGAAUAUGGUAUUUAUUCCACAAAGAACCUACUGGGGAAUCCAGUGGACUGCAGCUAUUAGAGAAACCAGAACUAACUCCAUUGGGCAUAUUUUAUAACAACAGGGUCCAUUCAAAUUUCAAGGCUGGCUUAUUUAUUGACAAAGGUGUCAAGACAACCAACUCUAGUGCUGCUGACCCAAGAGAAUACCUCUGUUUGGAUAACAGUGCAAGAUUUCGACCUCAUCAGGAUGCAGACCCUGAAAAACCACGUGUUGCUGCUGUAAUUGACAGGGUUAUUGCUUUUAAAAAUAAUGAUAAUGGAGCUUGGGUCAGAGGGGGAGACAUUAUCGUUCAGAAUUCAGCAUUUGCUGAUAAUGGAAUAGGACUGACCUUUGCCAGUGAUGGAAGCUUUCCAAGUGAUGUAGGUUCCAGCCAGGUGGUAUCCGAAUCUCUCUUUGUUGGGGAAAGCAGGAAUUACGGCUUUCAGGGUGGUCAGAACAAGUAUGUAGGCACUGGAGGAAUAGACCAGAAGCCUCGGACAUUACCUAGGAACAGAACAUUCCCUAUUAGAGGCUUUCAGAUUUAUGAUGGGCCCAUUCAUCUCACCAGGAGCACUUUCAAAAAGUACGUGCCAACUCCAGACAGGUAUAGCAGUGCAAUUGGCUUCCUCAUGAAGAAUUCCUGGCAGAUAACACCUAGGAAUAACAUCUCCCUUGUGAAGUUUGGUCCACAUGUCUCUCUGAAUGUAUUCUUUGGAAAACCUGGUCCCUGGUUUGAAGAUUGUGAACUGGAUGGUGAUAAGAACUCCAUAUUCCACGAUGUUGAUGGUUCUGUGACAGGCUACAAGGAUGCUUAUGUGGGAAGAAUGGACAACUACCUGAUCCGUCAUCCAAACUGUGUAAACGUUACUAAAUGGAAUGCAGUGAUCUGCAGUGGGACCUAUGCCCAGGUCUACAUACAGACUUGGAGCACUCAGAAUCUUACUAUGACCAUCACGCGAGAUGAGUAUCCAUCCCACCCCAUGGUGCUCCGAGGUAUUAACCAGAAGGCUGCCUUUCCACAGUACCAGCCUGUGAUCAUGUUGGAGAAGGGCUACACCAUCCACUGGAAUGGGCCAGCACCGCGCACUACUUUUCUGUAUCUUGUAAACUUCAACAAGAAUGACUGGAUUCGAGUUGGCCUCUGCUAUCCAUCAGACACAAGUUUUCAGGUUACCUUUGGCUUUUUGCAGCGGCAGAAUGGCUCAUUAUCCAAAAUGGAAGAAUAUGAGCCUGUGCAUUCACUGGACGAACUGCAGAGGAAGCCGUCCGAGAGGAAAUUCUAUUUUGACUCCGGCACAGGGUUACUAUUUUUAUAUCUCAAAGCCAAAAGCCAUAGGGAUGGCCACAGUUACUGUUCAUCUCAGGGAUGCGAAAGAGUGAAGAUCCAGGCAGCCACAGACUCCAAGGACAUCAGUAACUGCAUGGCCAAAGCAUACCCACAGUAUUACAGAAAGCCAUCAGCAGUCAAACGGAUGCCAUCCAUGCUCACUGGACUCUGUCAAGGUUGUGGCACCCAGCAGGUGGUGUUUACUAGUGAUCCUCAUAAAAACUACCUCCCCGUGCAGUUCCAGUCACCUGAUAAAGUAGAAACUCAGCGUGGAAACCCAUCUGUUAUUUCUGUCAAUGGCACUGACUUUACCUUCCGGAGUCCAGGUGUCCUUCUCCUCGUUGUGGAUGCAUGCAGCGUUCCAUUCCGAUUGAUGGAAAAAAAGGUUUUCCCUCUUGCUGAUGUCAGUCGCAUGGAAGAGUAUUUAAAAACAGGCAUCCCUCCAAGGUCAAUUGUUCUGCUGAGCACAAGAGGAGAAAUAAAACAGUUGAACAUUUCAGAUUCAUUAGUACCUCUGGGAUUAGCCAAACCAGCUCACCUUUAUGACAAAGGUAGUACCAUAUUUUUGGGAUUCAGCGGAAACUUUAAACCAUCAUGGACUAAGCUAUUUACCAGUCCUGCUGGACAGGGCCUUGGGGUGAUUGAACAAUUCAUACCUUUGCAGUUGGACGAAUAUGGCUGUCCCAGAGCCAGUCCCGUCCGCAGAAGAGACCUGGAACUGCUAAAGCAAGCUUCAAAAGCACAUUAGAGACUUAACUGUAACUUAAGUGCUGGGGGAAAAAAAUGUGAACUAACUUAUUUAAUUUAUGGCAUUUUUAAAUGACACUGUUAACCCAAUGGAACCAUUUUCCUGUUUGAUACAGAAAGAGGAGAAAAGAAAGAGUUUAAAGUCAUUGCUUGAAUACCAGCUCAUGCACCUUCUAGUUGUACAAAAUGUUAAAAGACAUUAUUUGUAUUUGUAAAGCUGGUGUAUUCAGAGAGCAGUUCUCUUAUUCCUCACCUUCCACCCCAACCUUUGUAGUGACCAUAGCAGUGUCUUACUUUUUGUAUAAUGGGUUGGGGUGGAGUGGGGUGCGGGCUCCUGGAAGUCAGCCUGAGGUCUUUAGAGGACCAGCUGUUGUAGCACCUUGGAUACUUGAAGUCUAACGCUCAGUUGUGUCGUGUGGAUGUUGACUUGGCGGCUGGCAUACUCCGUGCCUAAGACCCCGUGUCUGGGCAGCCUUUGAGGAUUUUCUAUGAUACUGAAUGACAGAGUUUUAACUGGCAACUCAGGCCCAGCUCAUGCCCUUUUUUUGCCUGGACAUGUGCUAUUUUUAUUCACUUGUAUACUGAUUACUUCUGAGGGUUCAACUUACAGACAGCAAGUCUAAUUGGGACAAAAGGGCUCUUAGGGAUUAGAAAUCCCUUUCAUCCAUGACCAUUGGGCAAAUUGACCUGCACCAAAGAUCUGAGGUUAUUGGGACCAUUUUUGCAGCUUUAAUCCUUAGCCUGUUUUAACUGUAUAUUUUUGUUUAAAAUGCAGCGCUAAGCU